Egretta garzetta (little egret) is the source of this 3705-nucleotide messenger RNA. RefSeq names its product beta-carotene oxygenase 1 (gene BCO1). NCBI's taxonomy places the organism in Eukaryota, Metazoa, Chordata, Aves, Pelecaniformes, Ardeidae. Gene Ontology annotation, molecular function: carotenoid dioxygenase activity; beta-carotene 15,15'-dioxygenase activity. The transcript is spliced from 11 exons. Gene Ontology annotation, biological process: carotene catabolic process; retinal metabolic process. The record is from RefSeq and is a predicted model, not a curated record. The coding region runs from base 68 to 1648 and encodes 526 amino acids.
GGAAGGGAGCACUACGGCUGCGGGAGCGGUGGCGUAGAGGACACAGAAACUGUUUAUUACAUGAGAGAUGGAUACGGUAUUUGCUCGAAAUAAAGAAGAACAUCCAGAGCCCAUAAAAGCUGAAGUGCAAGGUCAGUUGCCCACUUGGUUGCAAGGGAUACUUCUCCGGAAUGGCCCAGGGAUGCACACAGUAGGGGACACUAAGUAUAACCACUGGUUUGAUGGCUUGGCUCUGCUGCAUAGCUUUACAUUUAAAAAUGGUGAAGUUUACUACAGAAGUAAGUAUCUCCGAAGUGACACAUACAACUGCAAUGUAGAAGCAAACCGAAUCGUGGUGUCUGAGUUUGGAACUAUGGCUUAUCCAGAUCCAUGCAAAAACAUAUUUGCCAAGGCAGUCUCGUAUUUGUCUCACACCAUUCCUGAGUUCACAGACAACUGCCUGAUCAACAUUAUGAAAACUGGGGAUGAUUUUUAUGCUACCAGUGAGACUAACUUCAUCAGGAAAAUUAAUCCACAGACUCUGGAGACAUUAGAUAAGGUUGACUACAGCAAAUAUGUAGCUGUAAAUGUGACAACUUCUCACCCGCACUAUGACAGUGCUGGAAAUGUUCUCAACAUGGGUACUUCAAUAGCUGAUAAAGGGAAGACAAAAUACGUUCUAUUUAAGAUUCCUCCCUCUGUGCCAGAAAAAGAAACGAAGAAAUCUUGUUUUAAAUAUCUGGAAGUGGUAUGCUCCAUCCCUUCUCGCUCUCUGCUCCACCCAAGCUACUAUCAUAGCUUUGGAAUCACAGAAAAUUACAUUGUCUUCGUAGAGCAGCCAUUCAAACUGGAUAUUGUCAAAAUGGCCACUGCUUACAUCCGAGGCGUGAACUGGGCUUCCUGCCUUGCCUAUCAUAAGGAAGAUAAGACUUGGUUUCACUUUGUAGACAAGAAGACUAAAAAAGAAGUAUCCACCAAGUUUUAUACCGACUCCAUGGUGCUUUUUCACCAUGUAAAUGCUUAUGAAGAGGAUGGCCACAUUAUUUUUGAUAUUAUUGCCUAUGCAGACAAUAGCUUAUAUGAUAUGUUCUAUUUAAAAAACCUGAAUAAAGUCUUUGAAGAGAGCGAGAAGCUUACCUCCAUGCCAACCUGUAAACGAUAUGUUGUUCCUCUGCAAUAUGACAAGGAUGCCGAAGUAGGUUCUAAUUUAGUCAGACUUCCAUCUACCGCAACUGCUAUUAAGGAGAAAGACGGCAGCAUCUAUUGCCAACCUGAAAUACUAUGUGAAGGGAUAGAACUGCCUCGCAUCAAUUACGACUAUAAUGGCAAAGAAUACAAGUACAUCUUUGCGACGGAAGUCCAGGGGACUCCAGUUCCUACAAAGGUUGUAAAAUUUAAUAUCCAGACAAAGGAAAUGCUCCACUGGGGAGAAGACCACUGCUGGCCAUCCGAGCCCAUUUUUGUUCCCAGCCCUGAUGCAAGAGAAGAGGAUGAUGGCAUCGUUCUGACCUGUGUUGUGAUGUCUGAUCCAACGAAAGCUCCCUUCCUGCUUGUCUUGGAUGCUAAAACAUUCAAGGAAUUGGGCCGAGCCAUAGUAGAUGUAGAAAUGCAUCUGGACCUUCACGGAAUAUUUAUACCAGAGAAGGAUUUGAAGACUGAGACUGAGUAAAAUGCUGUUUAUCCUAUUACACAGACCGAGACAACCUUCUACUGAAUGUGGAAUCUUAUGACAAGAAAUUACUAAAUAUAAUCUCUUCGAUAACUAUACAUAAAUCUCCUAUAAGAGAUAGCAAUAGCUUUUACUACAAAUAAUUAUAUGCACAACUAGUACAUAACUAUUCCAAAAGAAGAAUGAUCAGUAUGAAGUGCUAAUAUUGUAUACAACUCAUGGGGCAGGGAAUAGGAGACAAAGGUAUCAAGAAAAAUUUUAUUUGAGUAGAAUAUAGCUUUCUGAGCAAAUGAAGUACUGUAUUUAUAGGGUGAUGCAUAGCAUGAGUCACAUAUAUCUGCAGGUCAUGUAACUUUCAUGGACUGUUUCAAGGCUGCAGCUCCUGAUGAAAGUUGUCUCCUGCCAGAAAACCUCACGUUAAACUGUCUGCUAUGAUACUAAUAAUUCAUGGCAAUGCAUUGAGGAUGCAUUGGCUGGCAGGGUUAGGUGCUGCUGGCAGGCAGGCAGGGGCAGGAGCCGGCUGGGGAAGGUGCUUGAUUUCUCAAACUCUACCAUAACCAAAGUAUUACAUUGAGGUGCUACAACUUUCUAAUUCAGAACCUAAAAAAACUGCUUUGCUAAUAAUUUUAUGGUGUAUUUUUCCCUUUUAUGUUGACAAAAGCAAGUAACUUCAAAUAGGAUAUAUGGUUUUAUUAGCAUUCAAUUACAGUUUAGUGCGAUUCAGACUCGAGCACUUUGUAUUUAAAUCAGUUUUCCUUCAGGAGAAUAUCUGAGAUGGCAUUUCAUGCGAUUAGAUGAUUACAUUUGUAAAAGGUAAAGAAAAUGUAGUAUUCAUUAAUAUUGCUAAUAGUCUCUGUUAAUAACAGUAUGUAUAUGAACGCGAGCAGUAUAUUUCUAACAGAACUCAGAUACAUGUGUGCAACGAAUUGGUAGGGGAAAGAAAGGCCUAGCUUAGACCUCAUCUGAACUACACAGUAGCUGAAACUACAAGCUGUUGUUGCUAUAGCUAAGCAUUUGCUUUAUUGUCUGCUUAGGAGCAUCCAUGUUCUGACAUGGGUUUAUCAUUGCCUGCAACAGAUGCUUCCUCAUAAAAGUACACAACUCUCAUUCAUAGUCACAGUUAAAAAACAUAUUUCAGUAGAGUUCAAAUGCCAAGUAUACAGCGACUGGGUUUUGUUAUAGGAAUGGCAUUUCCUAACCCCCUGAGGGUAGGUGGGGGGAUCUGAUUUGGGGCAUUGAUUUUUCUUUAAAUGAGAGCUUUUUUCCUUUGGAUUGUAUUUUCCUAUUGUAGAUACCUUUACUGUUUGGGACAUCUUUACUGAUGGAGAAAACUAGGUAUACAUCUAUCCGUUUUAGGUGUUCAUCUGGUCUGUAGGUAUCACCACACUACUCAGGUAUCUCUCACUCUUUUAUAUACGCACUUUCACAGUGUCUCUGCUGCUCACUGCGUUUUACAGGUAGAAAACAAUGAAAUCUUUGUCAUUUACUGUCUCCCCAUCACAUGAGAAUCUGGGCUUCGGUGACUUGUUCAUGUUUACAUAAGACGUUUAUGGCAGAGCAGGAAUCGAACCAACAUCAUCCACAGGUUUUGUUUGCUCUGUAACAACUAUACCUCCCUUUCUCUGCUUAAGUCUUUGCAGUUUGUAGGGAUAAAGAAUAUACAGGCUACUUUUAAUGUUAAAAAAGUCACUGUGGUCAGAUCUAGAGUUAAAAUAUGCAGGUUUGGGCAUUCAAAUCUUUAUUCCAUAAAAUGGAAAUUAACACUUCAGUAAGGUGGGUCUGCAGAAAUAGUCAUCUUUAGUGUUUUCAAGGCAUAUUAGCACUACUUUUUAAGAGAACUUGAUCUUCUAAAGAAGAAAUUGAAUUCCAUUUUGUAAGUAAUAUGGAACCAGUACUGGAAUGGAAGACUGUCUUCUGAUGUUGGCAAAAGACACCAGCUGUGGGGUUGUUUCUUUUAAUCUGAAGAAGUUUGGAUUUAACAAGUCUCCACAAAUAUUUCUGGAAUUAUAAGGUGGUAAUGAAUCAAAAAUCUAACCAUUAUUAUAGAUCUCUUUUGA